AGUAAAAAAAAACUCCUCUCUCUCUGUUAAAAAAAGGUCUGUUCUUGAUGCUCUUUAUGCUUCCAACAGUCUUUGGUGAGGCAGGCAGACCUCAUAUUAGAAAAAUUGCCAAAUUCUUCAUAUUCCCUUCUCCUCAUUUCUUGUCUUAUUCUUGACAAUCUCUUCCAGUUUUUACCCAAUUCUACUUGUGGCUUUCCAAUAACACUUUGUGAUUUCCCAAGAUUCCUUUUACCUUUACCUUUUCUUCCCCACAAGAUGCGAUUUUGAUUGAUUUUUCCAGCUUCACACACCAACUGUUCUUGUAAUUCUCUCACUAGACCUUCAAAUCUCAACUUUCUUGAUAGCCAUCAUUGAAUUCUGAGCUUGUUUUGCUGCAAGAUUGAUCUGGGCCUCAUAAAGAUUCAACCUUUACAUGAUUUUUCUUGAGUUUUCAAGCUUUUCAGCAAGAUAUACAAGUGGGUGUGUGUUAAAAUGCCUUUGAAUUGCAGGUUUUGCUGCAAGAUUGAUCUGGGUCUCAUAAAGAUUCAACCUUUACAUGAUUUUUGUUGAGUUUUCAAGCUUUUUGUCAAGAUAUACAAGUGGGUGUGUGUGAAAAUGUCUUUGAAUUGCAAGACUUCUGGGUUAAAUGGAAGGUUGUUGACCAGGUCAAAGAUGAGGAAGCCUCUGAGAGGAUGUAAUAGUGGCUGGAAAUGGAAAAGAUUGUUCCUUUUUGUGUGGGUACCUGUUGUAAUUGGGUUUGGUUUAUCUUUGUUUAGUGGUGUGUUUAGGAAGAAGAUGGAGACAUGUGAAGAUAAUUCUUUGGUGUUGGUUGAACAGUUUAAUAAUGUUAGUAAAGAUCUUCUUCAUGAAGUAGCUUCUUCAUUCUUUGAAUCAGAUCAGAUAACCACUUUGAAUUGUACCAAACAAUUUGGAAACGGAAUGUCAACAAAACAUGAAAUUUCUUGUACUCUAAAAGUGCCGGAUCAUGAACAUAAUGCGGAAUUGUGGGGUCAAUGUCCUGUUCAUGACGAUAAAGCUCCUAUGGUACAAAGCUCGUCGGUACAUGAAAAACUUGCAAGAGACGAUAACGAUGUUCUUAAAGUAUGCAUGUGGGCCCUUUUUAUAAUCGCGCUAUGUUCCCCAAUUCGUUGUUUGUGGAUGAACCGUAAAGGUAAAAUGAAGAAGACGGAGCAUGCACAAAGCUCGUCGAGGAGUGGUGGAAAGUGGAUGAAGAAGCUUCUAGUUGUAUUUGUGCUUGCUGGUGUUAGUCUAUCGAUUUGGUUAUUUUGGUACUUAAACGAAGGUAUUCAGUUACGAAGAGAAGAAACUUUAGAGAGCAUGUGUGAUGAACGCGCACGGAUGUUGCAAGAUCAGUUCAACGUGAGCAUGAACCAUGUUCACGCGCUUGCGAUUCUCGUCUCCACUUUUUAUCACGGGAAACAACCUCCGGCUAUUGAUCAAGAAACUUUUGGGGAAUACACGGAACGAACGUCUUUUGAACGGCCGUUAACUAGUGGUGUUGCGUAUGCUCUAAGAGUGCGUCAUUUUGAACGAGAGAAAUUUGAGAAAGAACAUGGAUGGACGAUAAAGAAAAUGGAAACCGAAGAUCAAGAUCAGACAUUGGCUCAAGAUUGUGACCCGGAGAAUCUUGAUCCUUCCCCUGUUCACGAUGAAUAUGCUCCGGUUAUCUUAUCUCAAGAUACCGUUUCUCAUAUUGUCUCCAUUGAUAUGAUGUCCGGAAAGGAAGACCGUGAAAAUAUUUUACGAGCACGGGCAUCUGGAAAAGGGGUCUUGACAUCUCCUUUUAAGCUAUUAAAGUCAAACCAUUUAGGAGUUGUGCUUACUUUUGCCGUUUAUAAAACUCAUCUUCUUCCAGACACUACACCUGAACAACGUAUUAAGGCUACUGUGGGGUACCUUGGUGCAUCGUAUGAUGUCCCGUCACUCGUUGACAAGCUUCUACACCAGCUAGCAAGUAAACAAACCAUUGUUGUGAAUGUUUACGACACAACAAAUGUUUCGGCAGUCAUUAGAAUGUACGGUCCGGAGGAGAUUGAUACGGGUUUACUUCACGUUAAUAGUCUUGACUUUGGUGAUCCUGCUAGGAAGCAUGAAAUGCAUUGCAGAUUCAAGCAGAGGCCGUCUCUACCAUGGACGGCGAUACUGGCAUCCGGUGGAGUGCUUAUAAUCACUUGUCUUCUUGGUCAUAUCUUCUAUGUUGCUAUAAACCGAAUCGCAACAGUAGAACACGAUUAUAGGGAAAUGAUGAAGCUCAAAACUCGCGCUGAAGCUGCCGAUGUGGCAAAAUCUCAGUUUCUUGCAACAGUUUCACAUGAAAUUAGGACCCCAAUGAAUGGUGUCUUAGGCAUGCUGCAAAUGCUUAUGGACACAAAUCUAGAUGCAAAGCAGUUAGAUUUUGCACAAACUGCCCAUUCUAGCGGAAAAGAUUUAAUAAAGUUGAUCAAUGAGGUACUUGAUCAAGCGAAAAUCGAAUCUGGAAGGCUUGAGCUUGAGGCUGUCCCGUUUGAGUUGCGCACCAUUCUUGACGAUGUUCUGUCGUCUUUCUCAACGCAAUCUCAAGAAAAGCAAAUCGAGUUGGCGGUUUACGUUUCUAAUCAACUUCCUGAAAUUGUUGUCGGAGACCCUGUGCGUUUCAAGAAGAUUAUCACAAAUCUGGUUGCAAAUUCACAUAAAUUCACACAUGAUAGAGGACACAUAUUUGUGUCUGUACAUCUAGCCGAUGAGGUGACACGUGAAACCGACAUGAAGGAUGACAUGCUCAGAAGAAUCUUGAACGGGUCAAAGUCAAACUUAGCGUGCGACACUUUAAGCGGGCUUCCUGUGGUCGACAGGAAGAAAAGUUGGGAGAACUUUGAGAACUUGAGUUGCAAAGAUUCGAUAAACGAAUUCGAAAAGAUUAAAAUAUUAGUCACUGUUGAAGAUACUGGCGUAGGAAUCCCUAUAGAUGCACAAAACCGUAUAUUCAUGCCGUUUAUGCAGGCAGACAGUUCACCGUCGAGAACUUACGGUGGUGCGGGGAUCGGUUUGAGCAUUAGCAAGCGGUUGGUCGGUUUGAUGGAUGGUGAGAUUGGUUUUGUUAGUGAACCCGGUACCGGAAGCACUUUCUCUUUUACGGCUGUUUUCAUGAAGAAAGAAACGUACUCGCUUGAUACCGUAGUACAGCAGUGUCAUCCGGCUAUAUCCGAGUUUAGGGGACUAAGGGCGUUGGUGAUUGAUCGGAAAGACAUAAGAGCCGGAGUCACAAGAUACCAUCUUCAACGAAUGGGAAUAUCCGUUGAGAUCACAUCCGAUUUUGAUUCUGCACGAUCCUUCCUGUCGGAUAGUGAUUCAUCUGAUUUUGCAAUAAUUCUUGUUGACCAAGAAGUUUGGGAUAUGGAGAGUGGUCUUGCAUUUCUUCGUGGCCUUAAAAGUAGCACAAAACUCUUUGUAUUGGCCAACCCUAUAAGCCCUACUAUAAACGACGAGAUCAAAUCAGCUAACUUGACGGCAACCUUCGUCGAAAAGCCUCUACGAUUAAGUGCCUUGAUUUCUUGCUUUCAAGAAACACUUCCGGCAGGAAACAAUAGAGUCGUAGCAAGGAAACAAUCGACUCUCGGGGAUUUAUUACGCGAUAAAAGAAUAUUGGUCGUUGAUGAUAACAUUGUCAAUAGACGAGUGGCAGAAGGCGCAUUAAAGAAGUACGGAGCUAUUGUCACUUGCGUAGACAGUGGGAAGGCGGCGUUAGAGAGGCUUAAACCUCCUCACUCUUUUCAUGCUUGUUUCAUGGAUCUUCAGAUGCCUGAAAUGGAUGGGUUUGAAGCUACAAGACAAAUUCGCAGGCUAGAGAGCACGUUUAACAUAGAAAUUAAGUCCGCUGAAGUGGGUCAUUGGCAUACGCCUAUAUUAGCAAUGACGGCAGAUGUGAUUCAGGCUACAGAUGAAGAAUGCACGAAGUGUGGGAUGGACGGGUUUGUCUCAAAGCCGUUUGAGGAAGAACAACUGUACUCAGCCGCAGCUUGCUUUUUCGAGUCUGGUUGACGAUCCAAUGGCCCAGCAUAGUGGGUCACACCAUCUGACCUAGUUAACCGGCGGGUAGGUCUAACACUCUAGUCAUAUAGCCGUGGGUUGAUCUCGUCAGAACCAGCAGCAUGACCAUGCAGCCGAAACUUGACUUUUUCUUAUCGGUCUCCUGGUCUGGCAUAGUGGGUUGCACCGACGCACUUAGCUAAACCAAAUGGUCGUAACAGUACGGUUAGCCGCAUUGCCCGUGACACAGCAUACACAUCGCUGUUCUUGUCAUGUGGUGAUGAGCAUGGAAUCGGCAUAACAAGAAAUCAUCAGCUUAUAUGAAGACUUAAGUUACCAUAUGUAGUAUGUAUGUAUAUAUGUAUGUAUGUUUGUAAAUAGCACAUUGUUAAAUACUUAAGUUACCAUAUGUAGUAAAGACAUAAAAUCUUUCUUGCUAUUACAUGGAUGUAAGAUUUAUAUGCAUAACAAUAAUAAUGUAGACAUUAUUCUAAGCAAGAUUCAAUGACUUGCUAAAUUGGUGUAUGAGUCCAAUUAAGGCUACCAACAUGUACAACUGUUUGAAACAACUCAGGCAUCCCAUGAAACACAACAUCCUUAAACUCCUUCCAUUUUGGAUCAUACUUCACCAAGUUCCCUCCUCUAUACUCCAUCAAUAUCUCCCCAUUCUUCAACACACACAAAACCCUAACCAUCUUCCCGUGCACCGCUUUCCGCCAUAUCCUAUAGUCAUGACUCAAAACUUUAGCCAAAUACGCGCCAUGGAUGUUAAAAAGCUUCGUCCACGACUCUUUAACAUCGUAUUCCUUCAUCACCCAGAUCUCCAACUUCCCAUACCCACACGACACCGCCGACGCUAGACAGUCGUCAAUCACUGCUAGGUGGUAGUUGCUGCGGUUAACCGGCUUGGAAACCAGUUUAAACUUCUCGUCUUCCAGGUCGAACGACACAAUCGUUCGACCUGGUAGCCCACCGAGCCGCCCAGGGCGGCUCACCCAAUGAAGUCUCCCAUUCACCACCACCACUUCCUUCGCUUGACGGUCGAGCUGGUACGGCACUUUCCCAAGGCAUCUCCAACCGUCCUUGCUUUCGCUCUCGUUCCCAUUCAAGUUCGGUUUCCCAAUGGUUAGCACGUUAACCUCGGAUCUCGGGUAACUCCUGUUGUUUCGGUUCAACCGAUUCGUCGUCCUGUAAUACACAAUCCUAACCACCUUAUACUCAUUCGUACCCGGAUGAAAACCAAAGCCAAACACCACUUCCUGAUCCUGAAACUGCCUACAUUUAGGUAACUCCAGAUAGUUUCGAGUAAACGGGUUAAA
Messenger RNA from Helianthus annuus (common sunflower), 5324 nucleotides. Its product is annotated as histidine kinase 2. Lineage: Eukaryota; Viridiplantae; Streptophyta; Magnoliopsida; Asterales; Asteraceae. The coding region runs from base 595 to 4017 and encodes 1140 amino acids. The transcript is spliced from 12 exons. Gene Ontology annotation, molecular function: phosphorelay sensor kinase activity. The record is from RefSeq and is a predicted model, not a curated record. Gene Ontology annotation, biological process: phosphorelay signal transduction system; phosphorylation.